Musa acuminata AAA Group (dessert banana) is the source of this 6516-nucleotide messenger RNA. RefSeq lists its product as uncharacterized. Gene Ontology annotation, biological process: regulation of DNA-templated transcription. The coding region runs from base 209 to 6226 and encodes 2005 amino acids. NCBI's taxonomy places the organism in Eukaryota, Viridiplantae, Streptophyta, Magnoliopsida, Zingiberales, Musaceae. Gene Ontology annotation, cellular component: nucleus; chromatin. The transcript is spliced from 18 exons. The record is from RefSeq and is a predicted model, not a curated record. Gene Ontology annotation, molecular function: zinc ion binding; histone H3K36 methyltransferase activity; protein binding.
UCUUGGCUCCCUUAUUUUAAUCGGGAACACCAACCGAGAACCGAAGAAGACGAGGUCUCAUGAACGCCGGCGAAGAAUAGAUCGUUGGCUGAAUCCUCCUCCCCCUCCCCGCGUCCCCUUCGAGCGUCGAAGCGGCUGCCCCCCUCCGCCGCCGUCAGGUUGCUGGAUCUUCGUCGAUUGAUUUGGGUAUGAUUUUGGUCGUCUAGGGAUGAGGGAGUGUUGUGGCGAUCCACAUGCCGUGCGUGGAUUGCAGGGAGGAACCGGUGAAGAAAUUUCGGGGGGGAAUCAAGAUGGAGUGGUUGAUGGUGAGGAGUUCGAGGGAUUGCCGGCCCUUAAGGUGGGCGGCGCGUUCACAGAUGGCAAUGCUGGUGCAGGUGGUCAGGGAUUGGAAAAUGUGAGCGGUGGUUGCUCUCCUUGCGACGGUUGUUGCUCUCUUUUGGUAGUCGUAAAUGAGCAUGAAGCAUUGGUAAAGGAGACAAAGGAGGUGGAGGAAGAUUCUGGAGGUUUUGUUGAAUCUGGUAAACAAAGUAAUCAUGUUGUUCCAGAACAAAGAGUUUCAGUUGGGAAUUUAAAGACAAUUGCAGCAGCAAAUUCCGUUGUUGAGGUCGGUGUGCUGGUAGAUGCCAAUGCUGGUGUAGGCAACCUGGAAUUGGAAAAUGCAAACUGUGGGUUUUCUUCUUGCAAUGAUAGGAGCUCUUCUUUGGACGUUGGAAAGGAGCAUGAAGUAUUGGAUAAGGAGAUAAAAGAGAUGGAGGAUGAUGCAGCAGAAGAUUCCAAGGUUGAGAUUGGCAUGGUAAAGGCAAUGAAGGAGAUGGAGGAAGUUAAUGGGAGCUUUGUUGAUGCUGAGAAACGAAGCAAUAAUCUUGACCUAGAACAAGGAAUCUCAGUUGAGAACCCAAAGGCGGUUGAAUCUUGCUCUUCUCUUCCUGGGAAACCUGUGGGUUGUGUGUGUUGCAAAAGAAAUUUGGUAGAUGACAAAUAUGAAGAUUUACUCCUCUCAAAUAUAGAGAGAAUCAAGUGUAGUGCUUGCAAAGAAGACAUCCUUUGCUCAAACAAUGGCAAUAGUGGAAGACUUGAGCCAUUUAAUUCACAAAAUGAUAAAGGGCUAGCUCCAAGUUGCAUAGUAGGUCAGAAAGAAGGUGUCUGUGAUGUGUCAGAGGAAAAUUCUGUUUCCUCAUGCAUAGCCAGAGGACUAAGUGGAGUUUCACUUGAUGAAGUCACAUCGUGCUUCUCAGUGGAAGUAUCAUCCUUUCUGCAAUCAUCUGCCUUACAUACCGCUGCACGGGAUCACUCUUCUGACCUUCCGCUGGCAACAGAUUGUGAGAUAAAAGUCACUGAUGCUUUCAACACAGCAUCUACUUGCUGUAGCAAUGUAAAAGUUUCUCGUGGACAGGUAAGCAAUGGAGUAAUUGGCAUUUCAAAAUCUGUUCCUUCUUUUGGUUCAAGGCGAACCAAUCCAAAGCGUGCUGCUUCUUUAAGGAGCAUUCAGACUGAUGUGAGGUCCGAUCACUUGACCAGAAACAGGAAUAAUAUGAGGAAACAUAAUAAGGCCGCUGACUUAGGCACAUUAUUUUCAAGCAUUACAGACAAAAAAAUUGAAGUCAGAAGGAAAAGAAGCUGCUUCCAAAGAAUGACACGAAAAUCUGUAUGGGGAGGAACUAGCAGCUUAGUAACACAUUUCAUGGAAAAUGAUGAGCUUGCUGUAUCUAGUUUUCAUCUAGCACAGAUUCAGAAUACAAAUUUAAAGAUAAGUCAGAAUUCUAGACCUAGAAGGAAGAAACAAAUGUGUCAUGGAGACAGAAAUUUGAUAUCACCGAAAAGUGAAUGUGCUUUUUUAACUCAAACUAUGCACUUAAAUGAUCAAAUAUAUUUGCAGUCGCAGAUUCCUAAUAUGGUUGAUUCACAGCAUUCAAUCGAAGCCAAUAAUGAUGCCGUGCCUAACAUGUGUCGCCCUUCUCAUCUGGGCAUUUCAAGUAAACGUGGUGAAGCUGAUUGCAAACCACUGACAGAUAAUCUUGCUUCUAGUGAAAGGUUUCUUCGACGAGAUGGACAACAAGGUGAAAAGGAUAUGGAUAGUACUUUAACACAAGAUGCAUCUUUGGAUAACAUGCUAGGCGAAUGUCCUGGGGUCUCAUCACACUCUGGCUCUGAAACUUUGAUGGAAACAACUGUUGACAAGCACUUGGUGGAUCCAGAAUCGUCGCCUGACUCUGAUAUCUAUAAUCCGGUUGUUGAUGUUGGUGUUGCUCUUAUAGAGUCUGGCACUUUUCAGGACAAUGUUGUGAAUCAGAGUGUGAUUGUUCCUAAACUGACUGUUCUAAAUGGCACGUGUGCUAAACUUUUAAAUUCCUGUGACGCUAUUGUAAGUCCUGAAUCUGCUUCAUCCUUGGAAGUGCAGCUGCAAACUGAGAAUAAGGAAGAGAGUAAAUUCUGUGAAGCCAGUGCAAAAGCAUAUGCCUCAUCAGAAGAACAUGACUUAAUCAAGGAGAAGUUGCAUGAGUUAGAUAUUCAGAUCACAGAUGUGGAACCUGUGAAGUAUGUUAGGAAGAAGCGUAAUGGCUUUAAGGAAAGAAGUCAUAUAUGUUCAGAUGCCAUAAAAGAAGCUAAGGGAAAGAAUUAUAGAGGGAAGACCUAUCCUGAUAAUACUACAAAUGGAGUGGAAGAGUUGGGCUGCAGUGAAGGAUCCAGGAAAGCUGAUCUUGGUCUGGGAGUGUGGGUAUUGACCAAGCAGGAUACUGUCAAUUUACAGCCAGAAGAUGGUGGAUUGUUGAUCACUGAUAAAGCUGAUGCGCACAAACUUUCUAGAAGCAGCAAAAAGAGAGUGGGUAAAAACAAAUUAAGUUUAAAAGGUUCAACAAGAACCCGAAGACCAAAAUCCCAUGGUAAAAAAAACUGCACUAUACAAAGGUUAGGGAAGAGCAGAAAGAAGGAAAAUAAUCAGACACUUGAUGUGGAUUGGGAAGCAUGUGGAAGCUUGAAGUUGCCUCCGGGGAGAGCUUGUAACAAAUCGAAACCCAAGGAAGGUACUUGUGGAUUGGAAGGUCAGUCCUUACCACAAAGGCGGGCAUGGGUUCUUUGUGAUGAUUGCCACAAGUGGCGUUGUAUACCAACUGAACUUGCAGAUAUUAUUGGGGAAACCAACUGUAGAUGGACUUGUAAGGACAAUACAGACAAGGCAUUUGCUGAUUGUUCGAUACCACAAGAGAAGACAAACUCAGAGAUCAAUGCUGAAUUGGAGAUCUCAGAUGCUUCAUGUGAUGAAGGUGUUCCUAAACCAAAAUCUUCUGGAUUUGCAAAGUCGAAGUUAGCUGCCACCCAACCAGCUCCUUGGACACCUAUCAAGUCCAACUUAUAUCUUCAUCGCAAUCGGAAAAGUCAAACAAUUGAUGAGACCAUGGUUUGCCACUGUAAGCCUCCAUCAGAUAGCUGUUUGGGUUGUGGAGAUCAAUGUUUGAAUCGGAUGCUUAACAUAGAGUGUGGGAAAGGAACCUGUCCAUGCGGGGAGCUUUGUUCGAACCAGCAGUUUCAGAAGCGCAAAUAUGCCAAACUCAAAUGGAUUCCUUGUGGGAAAAAAGGAUUUGGCCUCCAGUCGCUUCAAGAUGUAUCUAGUGGGCAGUUUAUUAUUGAAUAUGUUGGAGAGGUGCUCGAUUUAGGUACCUAUGAAGCCCGUCAAAGAUACUAUGCUUCCAGAGGUCAGAAGCAUUUUUACUUCAUGACGCUGAAUGGUGGUGAGGUAAUAGAUGCAUGUGCAAAAGGAAAUCUAGGUCGUUUUAUCAAUCAUAGUUGUGAUCCUAAUUGUCGCACUGAAAAGUGGAUGGUAAACGGAGAAGUUUGUAUUGGACUAUUUGCAAUAAGAGAUAUCAAAAAGGGUGAAGAACUAACUUUUGACUACAAUUAUGUUCGCGUGUUUGGUGCUGCUGCCAAAAAGUGUGUUUGUGGCUCUUCUGUAUGCCGAGGCUAUAUUGGUAGUGAUCCUUUGGAUGCUGAGGUAAUUGUGCAAGAUGAUUCAGAUGAUGAAAUUCUUGAACCUAUGAUGGCCCAUGAAGAAAAUGAGAAGGCACUAGAUAUAGAUGUGUCGCUCUCUUAUGCUAAUGAUGUGGUUGAGAAAGAUUCUGAUUCUUCUAUUAAAAAUAAAGUUCAAUUAGAUGACUCCCCCCUUAUAAUCUCGGAGACUGAAGCUCAUCAACAGUCAUGGGACACUAUAUGCAAGUCAUCUUAUGAUGUUACUCCAUUGAGCAUUACUUCUAAUGGUCUGGACAAAGACACUAUUUCCAGAUCCAUAUCUGAGAUCCAAUUAUCCGAAGACCAAUCACGAAACUUGGAUGAUGUACACAACAAAGAAACCUCAACGGUACAACCUUCCCUUACUGUAAUUGACCCCAUUUCUGGGACUGCUCUAAAAAGCAUCUUGGCAUCUAACAUCAUUGAUGAGCAGCAAAGUGUAUCAAAACCUUACCUUGCAAAAUCAUCCCCUUCAAAUCAUAUUAUAAGGAAGAGCAAGUUGAGUGCAAAAGCUAAGCCGGCCCAGAAAGCCAAAAAAUCACACUGGCGAUCUGGUAAUGCACAAUUUGCAGGAGUUGAAAAUGAAUUGAAUGAGUUGUUAGACGCGGAUGGUGGCAUUAGCAAGAGGAAGGAUGCUACAAAGGGCUAUUUGAAGCUUCUGUUUGUGACUGCAGCAGAAGGUGAUAAUGCUGGUGGUGCAUCUCAAAGUAUACGAGACCUUUCCUUGAUUCUUGAUGCACUUCUAAAGACAAAAUCUCGGACAGUUUUGAUGGAUAUAAUAAACAAAAAUGGACUGCAGAUGUUGCACAAUAUAAUGAAGCAAAACCGGAGUAAAUUUAAUAGAAUUCCUAUAAUCCGGAAGCUUCUCAAGGUGUUGGAGUUUCUUGCUUUAAAAGGAAUCCUUACCCCAGAGCACAUAAAUAAAGGUCCUCCAUGUAGUGGAAUGGAGAGCUUGAAAGAUUCAUUGUUGAGUUUGACCAGGCAUAAUGACAUUCAGGUUCAUCAAAUUGCUCGAAGUUUCAGAGAUAAGUGGAUUCCUCGCACAAUUAAACGAGUUGAACCAUCAGAUCGAGAUGAAUUUCAAUUAGAUUCACAGCGACCUUAUCCUUGUUGGUUUCAAUCAUCUCCGUUUAACCACCACCUUGAUCAAGGAGCAAGAGACAGUGAUGCCAUUGUUUGUGUUAGUGAACCCAUGGAGCAGGUAACAUAUUCAGGUGUAGUUGAUAUGCCUGGAGAAACAUGUUCACUUUCGUCAACAUUGAUUGAUAAUAAUACAACAACUAGAGCAAGAACUCGCAAGCGCAAGAGUCGGUGGGAUCAGCCAUUAGAGUACAAUGGUCCCGACCAACAACAUUUGUGGUCAAGUCAAGACCAAGCCACAGAAGCUGGCUCAAAGCUUUUCAAAGCUUCAUUUUCAGAAUUAGAGCUUGGCUCUAGGACUGAAGCUCAGAAGCGGAACCUUGAUAGGCCGAAUGAGGAUGGUUGUUCUCUCAACGGAGUUGCUGGUAUGAAGAACUUUCUGCAACAGAACAUGGAUGAUGAGGCACCUCCUGGAUUUGAGUCAUCACAGAAGUUACAUCAGCUUACUUCUGAAACUCUAGUCCCUAGAGGUGAAGUGGUUGUGGGUUAUCUUCAAGAGAGGUACCUCUCACACUUGGGUGUGUCAUAUGGGAUUCCUCUGGCCUUUGUUCAGAAGCUUGGAACCUCUGAGUUAAAGGGAGACACCAACAGACACCAAUUUUGGCAAGUUGCACCAAGCAUGCCCUUCCAUCCAUUUCCACCCUUACCUUCAUAUCCUCGAGGAAAACCAAAUCCUUUAACUCUUACAUCGGAUUCUUCUAAGAAUAGCACAGUAGACCAGGGUUUGAAUGCAACACAAGUGUGCAAGCUAGAUGAUGGGGACUCUCAGGCAACAGAUGUGCCUGUUCCAUCUACAAUAGGAGGAAGGCCAGCAACUCACUUAGAAGCACCAUCUAGGGACCUGCAGAUUUCAGAAAGAACAAGUUGGUCUUCAAACAGCUAUGGGAGGAGGUUAUUUCGGACGCACAGAUGGAACAACCAGAAAUUUAGGAGACGUUGGUCACCUUGGCCCCAAGAAGGCAAUGAUCAUGGAUUUAGAGGUACCGUAAGACACAGAGAUAGUGGCAGAAAUUUCAGAGAUGAGAGGAGAUACUGGCCUCGAUGGCCCCAGGAGGACAGCGGUGUUAGCUCCAAGCAAAUGUGAGGGAUGGUGGUGGAAAUUGCAGAUGGAAAUUCAAGUGUAGGUGUAGGAAAUGUGAGGGAUGGUGGUGGUUCCACUCCGAUGGUGUAAGAGAUGAUGAUGUUAGCUGUAGCUUUAUUCAACAGCUAAACCAUAAUUGAUGUCUUCAUUUAAUUGAAAAGAAUCAAAAGAAAAAAAAAAGGGGGUAGAAGCAGCAAAAAGGCGCUUCUCUAUGUAGUUGUAAUUCUUUUACAAACUAAGUUCAUCAGUUGAAGUUUGCUAUUUAUCUAUUCUUUGGCCAACUUUCUAACUCA